GUCAACUUUCCUUCACAGGUAUGACUAUGCAUUGGCUAAGAAAAUUCCAGGGGAUUUACAUUCUACGGUGGAUUCAGAUGUCCUGUCACACUGUCCACAUUCAUACCAAGCAACUGGCAUCUCUGCUGUGGGGCCACCAGGAAGUUCCUGCCAAGUUUAACUUUGCAAGUGAUGUGAUAGAUUACUGGGCUGGCAUGGAGAAUGCAGGCAAGAGACACCCGGGCCCAGCCCUCUGGUGGGUGAACGGUGAUCAGGAUGAAGUGAAGUGGAACUUCAGUCAACUCAGUGUACUCAGCCAACAGGCAGCCAAUGUCCUCUCAGGAACAUGUGGCCUUCAGCGUGGAGACUGUGUGACAGAGGUGCUGCCCCGAGUUCCUGAGUGGUGGCUGGUGACUCUGGGCUGCAUGCAAGCAGGCCUUGUCUUCACGCCUGGGACUAUCCAGAUGAAAGCCAAAGACAUACUCCAAAGGCUGCAGGCAUCAAAAUCCAGGGCCAUCGUUGCUGGGGAUGAAGUGGCCCAAGCAGUGGACACUGUGGCACCUGACUGCCCUUCUCUGAAAACAAAGAUAUCGGUGUCUGAAAAGAGUAAGGAUGGGUGGCUGGACUUCAAGACAUUACUACAAGGAGAAUCUACCACUCAUCACUGUGUGGAGACAAGAAGCCAAGAAGCAGCUGCUAUCUACUUCACCAGUGGGACAACUGGCCUUCCGAAAAUGGCAGAACAUUCCCACGCAAGCCUGGGCAUCAAGGCCAAGAUGGAUGCUAACCUAUGGACGGGCCUGCAAACCUCAGACCUACUAUGGACCAUAACAGACACAAGUUGGAUUUUGAAUAUCUUGAGCUCAUUUCUGGAACCCUGGACAUCAGGAGCAUGUAUAUUUAUCCAUCUCUUGCCAAAGUUUGAUCCAGUGGUCAUUCUAAAGGCGCUGUCCAGCUACCCAAUCACCAACCUGGUAGGAGCACCCAUUGUUUAUCGAAUGUUGGUACAACAGGACCUUUCCAGUUACAAGUUCCCACAUCUACAGAACUGCUUCAGUGGAGGAGAAACCCUCCUCCCAGACACUCUGAAGAACUGGAAGUCUCAGACAGGACUGGACAUCAGAGAGUUCUAUGGCCAGACAGAAACAGGAAUCACUUGCAGAGUUUCCAAGACAAUGAAAGUCAAACCUGGCUGCAUGGGGACUGCAACUCCCCAUUAUGAUGUGCAGGUCAUAGAUGAAAAGGGCCAUGUCCUGCCCUCUGGUGCAAAAGGAGAGUUGGGCAUCAGGAUCAAACCCAUCAAGCCCAUAGGCAUCUUCUCUGGCUAUGUGGACAAUCUUGAGAAGACAGCAGCCAACAUACGAGGGGAUUUUUGGCUCACAGGAGACUGGGUCAUCAAGGAUCAAGAUGGGUAUUUCCAGUUCAUUGGGCGGGAAGAUGAUAUUAUUAACUCCAGUGGGUACCGGAUAGGACCCACAGAGGUGGAGAAUGCACUGAUAGAGCACCGUGUUGUGGUGGAGGCAGCUGCUAUCAGCAGUCCAGACCCCAUCCGAGGAGAGGUGGUGAAGGCAUUUGUUGUCCUAGCACCACAGUUUCUGUCCUAUGACCUGGACCAGCUCACGAAGGAGCUGCAGCAGCAUGUGAAGUCAGUGACAGCCCCAUACAAGUACCCAAGGAAGGUGGAGUUUGUCUUGGACCUACCCAAAACUCUUUCAGGGAAAAUUGGAAGGAAGAAACUUUGAGAUAAGGAGUGGAAGAGGUCUGGGCCAGCCAGGACCCAAUGA
Messenger RNA from Pteronotus mesoamericanus, 1763 nucleotides. RefSeq names its product acyl-coenzyme A synthetase ACSM2B, mitochondrial-like. Gene Ontology annotation, molecular function: fatty-acyl-CoA synthase activity; fatty acid ligase activity. Gene Ontology annotation, cellular component: mitochondrial matrix. NCBI's taxonomy places the organism in Eukaryota, Metazoa, Chordata, Mammalia, Chiroptera, Mormoopidae. Gene Ontology annotation, biological process: acyl-CoA metabolic process; fatty acid biosynthetic process. The record is from RefSeq and is a predicted model, not a curated record.